Messenger RNA from Episyrphus balteatus (marmalade hoverfly), 660 nucleotides. RefSeq names its product ADP-ribose glycohydrolase OARD1-like. Lineage: Eukaryota; Metazoa; Arthropoda; Insecta; Diptera; Syrphidae. Gene Ontology annotation, biological process: peptidyl-glutamate ADP-deribosylation. The transcript has 3 exons. The coding region runs from base 87 to 611 and encodes 174 amino acids. The record is from RefSeq and is a predicted model, not a curated record.
UGAUAUAAUCGCGACAAAAUUCAGAAGUGUUUACAAAAUUUUUAGAUGAAUAUUUAUUAUUAAUAAAACUAUCUGUAACGGUAUAAAUGUUCUCAAGAUUUCUUGUGCAGAGUUCAAAAUUAAUUUAUUCAAACACUAAGCAAAUUCAACGCAGAUUCGUCAUGGCUAGUUCUAAAUUGAAACUUUCAGAGGUCGAAGGUGAUCUCUUUUCUGCACCAGAAGAAUACUCAUUAGCGCACUGUGUUGGUGCUGAUUUUGCAAUGGGUGCUGGAAUUGCAGUGAAAUUCAGACAAACUUACGGACAGGUCGAAGAAUUAUUAGCACAGAAAAUCAGUAGUGGAGGUGUUGCUGUACUUAAAGAUAAAAAUCGAUUCAUUUACUAUCUCGUUACAAAACCAGCAAGCUAUGGAAGUCCUACUUAUGAUAGUUUACGAUCUUCUUUGAGUCAAAUGAAAGAACAUAUGAAACUUAACAAAGUUCAGAAGCUAGCUAUUCCGAGAAUUGGUUGCGGUAUUGAUGGCCUUGAAUGGGACAAAGUAAGUGCUGAGCUGCAUACUGUUUUCGGCGACGAAGAAGUAGAAAUAGUCGUUUAUGUUUUUGUGCCAAAAUAGAUUUUAGUUAUUACUUUGAAUAUAAUUAUAAACAACAAUCUCAAUUGAA